AUGACGAGCUGCAUAUUCGUGACGAUCGCAUGCUGCUUGGUGAGUGGCCUACUGGCGCAAACGGACUACUGCAAAACAACUUAUUGUCGUCCGGGACUAACGAACGUCGGUUGUAAUCCUCCUCCAGCAUCCGGUGGUGCUAGCUGCACUGGAAAGAGUCCUGCUGUAGUGGUAAUGGACUCCAAUCUGCAGACAUUGAUUCUUUCCGAGCACAACACUCGUCGAUCAAAGUUUGCCCUGGGCCAGUUGGCGCCAUUCCUGCCAGCGACUCGCAUGCCUACAAUCACCUGGGAUACGGAAUUGGCAAAUCAAGCCGGUAACAAUGCUCGUAGUUGCGUCUAUGGACACGAUAGUUGUCGUAACACAGCUAUGUACUUGAGGUCCGGACAGAAUAUUGCCUUUACCAUGCUUAAAGGCAUAACGAAAACCGCUGCCCAGCUGAUUAAAGAAUCCAUCAAUAGCUGGUGGAGUGAAUAUAGUGGCACCACGCAAUCUCAACUUAAUAGCUAUCCAUCGGGAUUCACGAGACCUGGGAUAUCACGUUUCACUCAAAUGGUAAAUGAUCAAACUGCCAAGAUCGGAUGCGCUAUGCAGUACUGGUUACAAGGACAAGAGAAAACGUACUACUUUGUCUGUAACUAUUCUUCUAUGAACGUGUUUGGUACUGCAGUAUACAAGGCAGGAAAAGCUACUUCCGGUUGUACUACGGGACGCAACCCGACUGCGGCACUAAGCGGACUAUGCUCACCUGCUGAAAAAAUUGUCCCUGUUUACAACUAA
Messenger RNA from Anopheles moucheti, 780 nucleotides. RefSeq names its product antigen 5 like allergen Cul n 1-like. The record is from RefSeq and is a predicted model, not a curated record. Lineage: Eukaryota; Metazoa; Arthropoda; Insecta; Diptera; Culicidae. The transcript has 3 exons. The coding region runs from base 1 to 780 and encodes 259 amino acids.